AUGGUUUCCGGUGAUAUUGCUCGCACUGUGGUUGGUAUUAUAGGAAACGUCAUUGCACUCAUCUUGUUCUUAUCACCGGUGCCAACGUUUGUCCGGAUAUGCAAGAAGAAAUCAGUGGAGCAGUACUCGGCAGUGCCGUACCUAGCAACAUUUAUCAACUGCGCUUUAUGGGUGUUGUACGGGCUGCCCAUGGUGCACCCAAACAGCACCCUAGUGGUCACCAUUAACGGCACCGGAUUUGUGAUCGAGGUGGUGUUCUUGCUUCUCUUCAUCGCCUACUCCGACCCGAAGAAGAGGCUCAAGGUGGUGGUGAUAGUGGUGGUGGAGUCCUUGUCCGUGGCGGUUCUGGCCCUCCUCGUUCUUACUUUGGCCCAUACUACCAAGCUCCGGUCUGCAAUUGUGGGCAGUAUUUGCAUGGCCGGCAACAUCAUGAUGUAUGCUUCUCCAUUAGCCGUCAUGAAACUGGUGAUCACCACAAAGAGCGUGGAGUUCAUGCCUUUUUUCCUGUCUCUGGCUUCAUUCGCCAAUGGGAUUAGCUGGACGGCAUAUGCCCUCAUCCGUUUUGAUCCCUUCAUUGCAGCUCCUAAUGGGAUGGGAUCACUACUUGGGCUGGCCCAGUUAAUACUCUACGCAACCUUCUACAAAUCAACAAAGAGACAGCUUGCUGAAAGGAAAGCUAAAGGAGAAGUGGGCUUGACAGAGAAGGCCGCUAAUGGACACACCAAAAGUACAACCAUUGUUGCUAUUGAUGGUUCACGUCCUUCUGAGUCUGAGGCUCUAGAUGUUUGA
Molecule: messenger RNA, 789 nt
Organism: Coffea eugenioides
Lineage: Eukaryota; Viridiplantae; Streptophyta; Magnoliopsida; Gentianales; Rubiaceae
Product: bidirectional sugar transporter SWEET7
Exons: 5
Coding region: 1-789 (262 amino acids)
Biological process (GO): carbohydrate transport
Cellular component (GO): membrane
Molecular function (GO): sugar transmembrane transporter activity
Source: RefSeq, a predicted model, not a curated record